This is a messenger RNA of Camarhynchus parvulus, 3575 nucleotides long. RefSeq names its product transport and golgi organization 6 homolog (gene TANGO6). The record is from RefSeq and is a predicted model, not a curated record. NCBI's taxonomy places the organism in Eukaryota, Metazoa, Chordata, Aves, Passeriformes, Thraupidae. Gene Ontology annotation, biological process: protein secretion.
AUGGAUCAUGGAACUCCACUCGUCACGGGCAGGGACACCUUCGGCUAUCCCGGACUGCUCCAACCUGCCUAUGGCGGCAGCCGCGCGGCCCCGCCCCUCUCGCCCUCCCCGCCAUGGCGGCCGGCGGCGGCCCCGCCCCUUCCCUGCCCUCCGCAGCAUGGCGGCGCUCACCGACAGCGCUCCGGACAUGGCGGGCGGCGCGCAGCCGGCCCGGAGCCGGCCCGUGUGAUGGAAGCGCUGGAGCUGCUGCUGGGGCCGCCCGCUGAUGGCGACAGCGCUGCCGAGCCCGGCAAGGAGCCCGCGCUGUGCCCGGAGACGCUGCGCAGGAACGCGGCGGCGCUGGAGGAGCGGCUGUGCCGGGCAGCGGGCUGGGCCGCGCUGCGCCAGCUCCGGGCGGCCGUGCUGUGCCGGGCGCCCGCGCUGGCGGCCGGGGCGGCGGGCGCGGAGCCGGGCUGGGCGGCGGCCUGCGGGCUGCUGGCGCUGCUGCUGUGCCUCAAGGAGCGCCUGGCCGCGCUCGCCGCCGCCCCCGCCGCCCCCGCCGGCCCCGGGGCGCCCCCGCCGCCCGGCGCCGACACGCUGAGCGUGGGGCAGGAGCGGGCGGUGCGGCGGGCGCUGCGGGCCGCCGUGGGGCUGGGGCUGCUGCCGCACCUGCCGCCGGGGCUCGGGCCGGGGCCGGGGCUGGGGCCGCCGCCCGGCAGCCGCGGGGCCCGGCUGUUCGCCGCCGCGGCCGCGCUGGUGGAGCUGGCCCGGCUGCCGGCGCUGGGCGCCCCGCUGCUCGCCCGGCACCUGCGGCUGCUCCUGUGCGGGCUCUGCGCGCUGGGACACGGCCCCGCCGCCCUCUGCCAGGGCGUUUCGGACGCGGAGCGAGCGCAGUGCCGGGAGGCCCUGAGGGACAUCCUGGACCGUGUUUACCAGCCGCGGGCCGUGCAGGAGCUGCUCGUCCUGCAGGGACAGCCCAAGCAGGUACCCGGGGCCAUCCCCGACACCGGGCUGGGCCCGGGGGCAGCUCCGGGCUGGCUGCGGCGGCUCUGCGGGCACCUGCUCUCCGAGAGGCUGCUGAGGCCCGGCGGGGUGCAGGCCGUGGUUCGGGGUGUCUUGGAGGGCACAGACGGUGGUGCUGGUGCUGAAGCAGCAGCUCUGGACUGGAGGAAAUGUGAUGCAGUUGGGAAGAUCCUGGCUGCCUGUCCCCAGCAGUGCCUGUCCCUCGAGGACUACUACAGACAGGUGUGCCCCCAGAUUCUGGACUUGCUGCACGUGCAGGACAAAGUGGCAGCGCGGCAGUUGCAGCGUGUGGCCACCACCACGGUGCUGAGCAUGGCCAGGGAGCAGCCCCAGCUGGCAGAGAGGCACCUGCUGCAGCCCCUGCUGGCCCCGCUGCGCCGCUGCUCCGCGGCCACAGAGCUGGCACUGGAGGAUUUGACAGCAGGGGCCGUGCUGGUGCCAGAGGCAGAGCUGGGCAGCUGUGUGGAAGAUGUGCUCAAGGUGUAUGUGGUUGGGAAUGACAGCUCGAGCCUGCUGCUGGGAUCCCUGCAGCCAGUCCUGGGAGUGGUGUUUUCCCUCCAUUCCUUCGCCAGGCAGAAUGUGUCAUACUUACGCUCCCCGUGCCAGGACAUCCUGCUGUGGUUCCUGGAGAAGGCGGAGCGGGAGCAGUCCCUGGCUGUGCUGGAGGGCCUGGCUGGGCUGAGCAGCCACGUGCCCACCCUGCACCCACAGUGCCAGCUCCAGGUGGGCAGCGAGGGCGGUGCUGCCGUCGUCCUGCAGGAAACCAUCAGCGAUGAAGAUGAGGCCCUGUACCAGAAGAUCUCCUUGGAGCAGUGCCAUGUGGAGAGCUUGGUGGAGCUCCUGUCCCACUGCCAGAAGAGUGGUCUGGCAGGAGACUUCUUCAUCCACUGCCUGAAGGAGCUGACUCAGGUGGCUGCAGAGGAUGAGGCAGCUCCAAACCCAGCUGUGGAGCCUGGAGGGACUUUGCUGGAGCUGGAGCAGGACCAGGCCAGGCAGGGCAGGAAGCUGCUGGUCCUGCAGCUGGUGGCCGCGCUGUGCCAGGGCGUCUCGGACACCGUGUUCACUGACAUUGAGCAGGUGCAGCAGUUCCUGGCAGCCGUGCUGCAGCGGGCCUGUGCCCACCCUGCGCGGGGCCCGGGCGCGGCGGCCGAGGCGCAGACCCUCGCCAUGGCCAUGGCGCUCGUGGCCGCCGUGCUUGGCGGGGCCGUCCAGCUGAAAUCCAGCGAUUUCGCGGUGCUGAAGCGCCUGGUGCCGCUGCUGGAGGAGCUGUCCCGCAGCUACCCCGAGCCCCUCACGCAGGAGCUGGCCUCGGACCUGCGCAUCGCCAUCCUCACCCACGGCGCCUGCUCGCCCGGCACGCUGGGCACCGCUGCCCACGGCCUGCUGGGCACGCAGCCUGGCACGGCAGCACGGAGCCCGGCUGGCAGAGCCCCCAGCCCCCCGGCUCACAGGGACAGCAGCACGGGGCAGAGCAGGGGCCGGGAGCCCGGGGCCUCUCCAGCCCCCCGAGCCCACAGCCUGGCCCCGGGGGGGCUGCAGGAGCUGCUGCUGUCAGCCUGCGACCCCCAGCCCCCCGGGCGGGCAGCUGCCCUGCGCCGCCUCGCCAGCCUGGUCACCCAGAGGGAUCCAGAGGCAAUUCGGCUGCAGGAGAAGCUGCUGCAGGUGUUCCUGGAGAAUCUUCAGCACGAGGACGCCUUUGUCUACCUCUCAGCCAUCCAAGGUGUUGCCCUGCUCUCCAGUGAGUAUCCAGAGCGGAUUCUGCCCGUCCUGCUGGCACAGUACGAGCGCCCAGCACAGGGCAAAGAGGACACCAUGGCUGCUGUCACCAGGAUGAAGCUGGGCGAGGUGCUGAUGCGUGUCACCCGGGCACUGGGGGACAUGGUGUUCGGGCACCGGGAGCCGCUGAUCCGCGCCUUCCUGCGGGGUGCCCGCGAUCCCGACGGAGCCCUGCGGGCCAGCAGCCUCUCCAACCUGGGCGAGCUCUGCCAGCACCUGGGCUUCCAGCUGGGAUCCAUCGUCCAGGAGGUCACCUGCUGUGUGACGGCCAUAGCCCGCACAGACCCCGAGGCUGAAGUGCGAAGAGCUGCUGUGCACGUGGUGGUGCUGCUGCUGCGGGGGCUGAGUGAGAAGGUCACUGAGGUGCUGCGGGACGUGCUGCGGGACCUGUACCGCCUGCUGAAGCACGUGGCCACGGCCGAGCGCGACGCCGCCACGGUGCUGCACGCGCAGCUGGCGCUGGAGGAGCUGGACGCUGCCAUGAGGAGGGUCCUGUUCCCCCCACAGACCCUGGAGAAGAAGAUCGUGGUGCUGCCGUAGCGGGGCUGAGCCCGUGGAAGUGAGCUGCUCCUCCCUGGGGUCAGGGCCGUGGCUCCCAGGGCAGGGCAGCCGUGCCCUCCGGGAUGCCGCUGGCGGUGCCGGGCGGGAGGGGAACCUCGCUGGGAUGAGGUGUGGGAUUAAACGGAGACCUGCUAAUCCCUGUGUCCGUGGUGUCUGUGGGGCCGUGCGAAGCUCAUGGGUGCCAUCGUGGUCAUGGCCCAGACCCUGUGACACCCCCAGGGUAAGCCCUGAGAUGG